AUGGCGGCAACGAAACCGGAUUCUGGAACGGGCCUCGAUCCGACCGCCCGCCCGACCGACCGACCGACGACGACCUCCUUCAGUGAUGAGGAGAGACGAAAGGACUGUUGCUGCAUGGGUGGAGGGACGCGACUACAGGUCGAGCUGAUGUUCGACGCCGCGACCAGACGUGCUGAACAAAUAGUUCUGCAAAUCGUCGAUGCUGCUUUCGACGACACAAAUACGUGA
Molecule: messenger RNA, 228 nt
Organism: Soboliphyme baturini
Lineage: Eukaryota; Metazoa; Nematoda; Enoplea; Dioctophymatida; Soboliphymatidae
Source: the annotation of a GenBank genome assembly